Molecule: messenger RNA, 3055 nt
Organism: Bubalus bubalis (water buffalo)
Lineage: Eukaryota; Metazoa; Chordata; Mammalia; Artiodactyla; Bovidae
Gene: SETD3
Product: SET domain containing 3, actin histidine methyltransferase
Exons: 15
Coding region: 362-2167 (601 amino acids)
Biological process (GO): peptidyl-lysine dimethylation; peptidyl-lysine monomethylation; positive regulation of transcription by RNA polymerase II
Molecular function (GO): protein binding; histone H3K4 methyltransferase activity; histone H3K36 methyltransferase activity
Source: RefSeq, a predicted model, not a curated record
AGCGGGGUUGGGCCGCGGCGGCGGGGCUGUCUGAGGCAGCCGUCCCGCCCCCUCCCGUCCGGCCGCCGCCGCCACCGCCGCCGCUAACUGGGGCUUGGCUGAGGUGGCUUGUGGGUCCCAGCGGAGUGUGGCGCCGCCGCCGCCGCGCGAAGGGGCAAAAGUGGGCAGAUUACUCAAGAAAUAUGCUCUGAAUCCAAGUGUGAAUUCACUUGUUCACUUGGCUGGUGGAAAAUUUUUGUAGGUGAACAGGAGUGAACUUUUCUUCCAGAGACUACAAAGCAGCAUUUUUCCCCCCAUUUGAGUGCCUCCAAACAAUAGUGUUUGUUACACGUUGCUUUUUCUGGAAGGAAACUUCAGGAAUAUGGCUCCUGCAAGUCAGAAAAUGGGUAAGAAGAGCCGAGUGAAAACGCAGAAAUCAGGCACUGGUGCUGCAGCAAGCGUGUCCCCGAAGGAAACCUUGAACCUGACCAGUGAGCUUUUGCAGAAAUGCAGUAGCCCUGCCCCUGGCCCUGGAAAAGAAUGGGAAGAGUAUGUGCAGAUCCGGUCUCUAGUAGAGAAAAUACGAAAAAAGCAAAAAGGUCUGUCUGUUACUUUUGAUGGAAAAAGAGAAGAUUACUUUCCUGAUCUAAUGAAAUGGGCCUCUGAAAAUGGAGCCUCUGUUGAGGGUUUUGAAAUGGUGAACUUCAAAGAAGAGGGCUUUGGUUUGAGAGCAACAAGAGAUAUCAAGGCAGAAGAAUUAUUUUUAUGGGUUCCACGAAAAUUACUAAUGACUGUUGAAUCUGCUAAAAAUUCAGUGUUGGGGCCCUUGUAUUCUCAAGACCGGAUUCUUCAAGCCAUGGGAAACAUCACACUGGCCUUCCAUCUGCUGUGUGAGCGGGCCGACCCUAACUCGUUCUGGCAGCCCUACAUUCAGACCCUCCCCAGCGAGUACGACACCCCCCUCUACUUCGAGGAGGAUGAGGUUCGCUACCUGCAGUCCACACAGGCCAUACACGACGUCUUCAGCCAGUACAAGAACACGGCGCGGCAGUACGCCUACUUCUACAAGGUCAUCCAGACCCAUCCUCAUGCCCACAAACUGCCCUUGAAGGACUCCUUCACUUACGAGGACUACAGGUGGGCGGUCUCUUCCGUUAUGACUCGACAAAACCAGAUUCCCACGGAGGAUGGCUCCCGGGUGACCCUGGCUCUUAUUCCCCUGUGGGACAUGUGCAACCACACCAGCGGCCUGAUCACCACCGGCUACAACCUGGAAGACGACCGCUGCGAGUGUGUGGCCCUGCAGGACUUCCGGGCCGGAGAGCAGAUUUACAUUUUUUAUGGCACUCGGUCAAAUGCAGAGUUUGUGAUCCACAGUGGUUUUUUCUUUGACAAUAAUUCACACGACAGAGUGAAAAUAAAGCUUGGAGUGAGUAAAAGUGACCGGCUCUACGCCAUGAAGGCCGAGGUCCUGGCUCGCGCUGGCAUCCCAACCUCCAGCGUCUUUGCCCUGCAUUUCACGGAGCCGCCCAUCUCCGCCCAGCUACUAGCUUUUCUCCGAGUUUUCUGCAUGACCGAAGAGGAGCUGAAAGAACACUUGCUGGGAGACAGUGCCAUUGACAGAAUCUUCACCUUGGGGAACUCGGAGUACCCUGUCAGCUGGGACAACGAGGUCAGACUGUGGACGUUUCUUGAAGACCGAGCCUCGCUUCUUCUGAAAACAUAUAAGACAACCAUUGAGGAAGAUAAAUCGUUCUUGAAAAACCACGACCUUUCCGCCCGUGCCACCAUGGCCAUCAAGUUGCGCCUAGGUGAGAAGGAGAUACUGGAGAGAGCUGUCAAGAGCGCGGCCGCGAACCGGGAGUUCUACCGGCGGCAGAUGGAGGAGCGCGCGCCGCUGCCCAAGUACGAGGAGGGCGGCGCCGGGCUGCUGGAGGGCGUGGCGGACUCGCGGCUGCCGCUGGUGCUGAGGAACCUGGAGGGGGAGGCGGGCGCGCAGGAGGCCUUGACCCUCAGCGAGGCCGUCCGCAGGGCCCAGGCCGUAGAGCACGGGCUCGUCAACGGCGAAAGCUCUAUCCCCAACGGGACCAGGUCAGAGAAGGAAACUGUAACUCAAGAGGAAAGUAAAAGAGCGGCUGGAGACGCCAAAGAACCUUCUUCCGACAGCGCCGAGGACGUUGCAAAGUAGACCCGGGUUCGCCCGAGGUUAUGAACAGGCCCGUUUACAUCGCUGUGUUUCCCUGUUCACGGUUUUCUUUCUGCUGAGAGAAAAAUAUGUUUUUGCUGCUUUAUAUAAAAAUGAUUUUUUUAAGUUAUUUAAAAAAUCUAGCUUCCCUUUCUGAUUAUGAUUGCCAUCUUGCUUCUAGGCCAAACCAACCAGUUGCCCAAGCAGAACACAGAGGGGAGAGGCGCCUCGGAAGGUUCUGCAGGCCCUCUGCGGGCAGACCCCUUUUCUUCCUGGGAAAGGGUGCAGCUCCCGGUCCGCGGUGCUGCUGUGGGCCUGGCCUCAGCAGCCAGGGGCAGGCCCGCCCGGCCUCCUGCCUGACGGGGGCGCUCGGGGGUGCCCAGCGGAAAACGGGCUUGAGGUUAGGGAACCUGGGAGCCUGGGCAAAAAAAAUGAAAUCCUCUCAUUUUUUUUUUCCUAAAAAAAUAAUGCCCCAGUACCAAAAGAAAAGGAAAGGUGGCAACCUUAUUUUUAAUAGUUUUAAAUGUUGAUAAUCCUAAUGAUAUAAACACGCAGAGAGAGACACACACACACACACACACACACACACACACAUAUCUAGUGAUUUCUAAAGAUUUGUUUACUUUGUGUUUUGUUUUACUGUGCUAAGAACUUGUCCUUCCUCCUGGAAUCAAAGUAGGACAUGCAUAUCCUGCCCCUAAAUUUCCGCGUUGGCUCUGAUUGUAAAGCGGUGCGUUCGCCCUCCACCCCGGCGUCGGAGAGCCCAUGAGGGCACCGCGGCUGUGUUUAGGCGAGGCCGCUCCGGCUUCUCUGGUUGUCACAACAAGCUAGAGAUUUUCAAAGCUACACUUUUGAGUAAAAAGCCUUAUUAAAAGGAAAACGUGAUUAAUA